CGAGACACCCAUUAAUUGUCCAUGUCCAACUAAGUUUGUACUCUGCUGCAUGUUCUCUUCAUAUUUACUAAUUCAGCCUGCAACUGGGUCUGGUGUUUUUUGUUUCAUCAGAUCAAAGAGGUCAUCAUCGCGAUCAUGGUGAUAUGGCUUUGCUUAAAGGAAGCUUGUCUUUUGUAAAGAAAAAGGUUACAUUAUAAGAGAGUAAAGGUACUUAAAGAGGGCACUGUUUCAAACGGUCUUCGGCUUCUUGCAUUUGCUUCAACAUUCAAAUUCAAGUCCUCUUCUUAAAGAAUUUAUCAAUUAGGCCACCAAAAGUCAUAUGCAGCAAUGGAAAAUUCAUCCCAUUAUGAAAACUAUGAUCUGGGUUACCAACCUUCACCUUCUUCUAUUGAUCAAAAUGAUCAUUCAACAACAGAAACUCUGGUUUACUCAACCAUGAGUGGUGAUUCUUUCGCCCGGACUUAUUCAGAGAUCUCAACUCUUUCAGAUCCCAUUGAUGAUAACAGUUGUAGUAGUGAGCCUUCUCCUUCUAACUGGCCUCCUGCAAAAUCUGGGCAGACUGUUCUAAGCCGAUCAGGAAUGAAACAGCAAAAGACUCCAAUCGAUGGCAAGCUUGAUGAUCAAGAAGCAGGAGAAUUAGUAAUAUUGUUGACAGAGCUAGAGAUGAUGAAGGAAAGAUUUUCAAAACUUUUGCUUGGUGAAGAUAUGUCUGGAAGUGGUAAAGGUGUCUGCACUGCAGUCACAAUCUCAAAUGCCAUAACUAAUUUAUAUGCCACUGUGUUUGGGCAAAAUUUGAGGUUAGAGCCUUUAAAACCUGAAAAGAAGGCAAUGUGGAAGAGAGAAAUGGACUGUCUUCUUUCUGUGUGUGAUUACAUAGUAGAGUUCAUCCCAGAGUCCCAAAAUUUACAGGAUGGAACCCAGGUUGAGAUAAUGGCAAGCAGACCAAGGUCAGAUAUUUAUAUCAACCUUCCCGCGUUGCAAAAGCUAGAUACAAUGCUUCUAGAACUAUUGGAUAGUUUCCAAGGCAUGGAAUUUUGGUAUGCAGAACAGGGCAGCAUGUCCUCUAAUUCGACUCUUUCAGGCUCAUUUCGUAGAGUUGUCGUUCAGCGAAAAGAAGAGAAAUGGUGGCUACCAGUUCCAUGUGUUCCUCCAGGUGGUCUCUCUGAGAAGACAAGGAAACAAUUAUGCCACAAGCGCGAUUCUGCUAAUCAAAUUCACAAAGCAGCCAUGGCCAUCAAUAGUAGUAUUCUUGCUGAAAUGGACAUCCCAGAUUCAUACAUGGCAACUCUUCCAAAGAGUGGAAAAGCAUGUCUUGGAGAUUCAGUUUACCGCUAUAUGUAUUCAACAGACAAAUUCUCCCCGGACUAUCUCCUUGACUGUCUCAAUCUAUCAUCUGAGCAUGAAGCACUUGAGCUUGCAGAUCGAGUUGAAGCAUCCAUGUAUACAUGGAGGCGAAAAGCCUGUAUGAGCCAUUCAAAAUCUUCAUGGGACAUGGUCAAGGAUCUAAUGUCUGAUACAGACCGCAGUGAUAAAAAUCACAUUUUGGCCGAAAGAGCAGAGAGUUUGUUAUUUUGCUUGAAGCAGAGGUACCCUGAACUUGCACAAACAUCCUUGGAUACAUGCAAGAUUCAAUAUAAUCGGGAUGUGGGACAGGCAAUCCUGGAGAGUUAUUCAAGGGUGCUAGAGGGCUUAGCAUUCAACAUUGUCGCUUGGAUUGAGGAUGUUCUUUUUGUAGACAGAUCAGUGAGAUCUCAAGAUCACUAACAACCCAAAAAUGAGCUAAAUAUCAAAGGUGGAAUAUCUCAAUCCCGGCCAAAUUUGGUAGCUUGAUAAUUCCACACGACUAUUUUUAUAUGUAAAGAGAUGAAGUUAGCUGUCAUAUAGAAACUGUAGUAUUCUUGAAACUGGCAGUUCAAACACAUGGAUAAUUUUUUC
Molecule: messenger RNA, 1935 nt
Organism: Mangifera indica (mango)
Lineage: Eukaryota; Viridiplantae; Streptophyta; Magnoliopsida; Sapindales; Anacardiaceae
Product: rop guanine nucleotide exchange factor 3-like
Exons: 8
Coding region: 328-1764 (478 amino acids)
Molecular function (GO): guanyl-nucleotide exchange factor activity
Source: RefSeq, a predicted model, not a curated record